AUGGCCGCGGACGAACCGAUGGAGGACGGGCAGCGCCAUAAAGAAGCUUCCCGUCCCGCCUCUCGUCGCUUCGCUUUUUCGCCCUGUGGAAUAAGCAUGUCUCUCAUCAACAUCGACCUCCGCGCCCUGGCGACAGAAGGCGCCGGCUACCUCGCCUCCAUCAACGCCGCCAACCUGAGCACUCCGGCAAUUUCACUCCUAGCUUACCAGCCUUCUUUUGCGGACGUCAUCGGCACCAACGCCACGGCCCGCAAGAUUGUAGAAGUGGACUGGCAGGCAUUCCACGAGGGUGGCAUUUACAACAAGAAGGACAACUCCAUCUACAUCUCCUCCAACUACAACCCCACAGAUAGCAUUAACAUCACCGUCCUCCACUUGGAUGAUUACUCCGUCACGAGCACCCAGUUUGAUGGCCUGACGGAGGCCAACGGCGGAAGCUCGUACUACCCGCCUGGCGCAGACCAGUCCGCUACGCCGCCCAUGCAGGUCUGGUGUGACCAGGGCAACUUACAAAGAAACUCCCAGCUUCUCGCCGUUGACCCCAACACCAAUAAAUCUGAGCCUCUCAUUAUUGGCUUCAACGGCCGCAACUUCACCUCACUCAACGACGUCCGUCAGCACCCCGUAACAGGGGAUCUCUGGUUCACAGACCCUCAGUACGGCUUCUUCCAGGGAUUUAGACCCGAACCGGCGCUCCCCACGCACGUCUACCGCUUCGAUCCCAAGACGGGCGCGGUCCAGGUCGUGGCGGACGGUUUCCAGCAGCCCAACGGCGUCGAGUUCUCACCGGACGGCAAGACGCUGUACGUCUCCGACACGGGCGCCAUAACCACCUCUCUCAACUUGGCUGGCCCGGCCACCAUCUACGCUUUCGACAUCGUCGACAACAAGAGGCUCGCGAACAAGCGCAAAUUUGCGUACGCGGACGAGGGCUUCCCCGACGGCGUUCACGCCGACGCCGACGGCAACGUUUGGGGCAGCUGCGGCGACGGAGUGCAUGUUUGGAACCCUGAGGGCGUUUUGAUUGGAAAGAUUCACUUGGGCGAGACGUCGAACAACUUGGCGUUCGCCCCGGGCAAGGUCUUUGUGUUUUCCAACUACCGCAUGUGGGUUGUUGAGGGUAUCAAGGCACUUGGCCGUGAGGUCUGCAAGGAUUUCGGAGCGGACUCAGAUCCUAGGUGCAGAAAGGAGAGAGCAUAG
Colletotrichum orchidophilum is the source of this 1200-nucleotide messenger RNA. Its product is annotated as SMP-30/Gluconolaconase/LRE-like region. The coding region runs from base 1 to 1200 and encodes 399 amino acids. The transcript is spliced from 2 exons. The record is from RefSeq and is a predicted model, not a curated record. NCBI's taxonomy places the organism in Eukaryota, Fungi, Ascomycota, Sordariomycetes, Glomerellales, Glomerellaceae.